CAGGUAUCUUGUUCAGAUAAUCACAUUCAUCUGCUAAAAAUGCCUACAAUGGAUAUCUCAAAAUCCAUAUCGGGAAUCAAGCCUCCUUUUUCGUUUCCUCUCAAACAUGAAGGAUCCUGCACACAAGUUGCAUUUGAGCAGACAACUGGAUUAGUUGCUGUUUCCACUGAAGAUUAUUGUGUACAAUUCUAUAGCUUGUUUGACAACCAUGAGGUUUCAGAGGUCCAAGUGUGCAAAAGAAAUUUUCAGCCUGCAGAUGACGUUAUGCUAUAUGUGGCUCUUGUAGCCAUUUCUCUUGAUGGCUCCUUAAUGGCUACCAUUGAUGUGACAAUUCCUGAAGAAAAAUUAGGGGGUUUGGUUUGUCUAAAAUACUGGACUCGUGGUUCCCUAGUGGCAGAGUACUUAUUAUCCACUGUCAUAUAUGAGCCUCACAGUGAUGCUCAAGUUUCAUCUCUUGCAUUUCGCCCUGGACACAACAUGGCUGUCACAUCAUCUUAUGGUGGUGAUUUUAAGGUUUGGGUUCAUGGUUCUCAUGCCGACAGAAAUAAUGAAUCAAUCCAGAGAACUGGUUGGAGAUGCCAAUCUGUUGGUUCAUACAAGGGAAAAUCAUUAACAGCUGCUGCUUUUUCUGCCGAUGGAUCAGUCCUUGCUAUUGCAGCUGAGACUAUAAUUACAUUAUGGGAUCCAGAUUCCAAUAUUCUUGUGGCUAUGAUUGGAGAUACACUUUCGCCAAUUACAAAGCCUUCAUUUGUUGGGGAAUCAGAAUAUCUGGUGUCCUAUACACACGGUUUAAAGCCACAACUUUCAGUUUGGAGUACUUCAAAUUUGGCAUUGUACUGGUCUCACGGGAUUGUUACAGAAGCCGUAAGCUGUUCCCAUGAUGAAUCUCAAUUCGCCGUCUUAGCUCUUCUCAGUUCAGCAGGUGAUGCUGAUGCAAAAGGAAAUGGGGUUGUUACGAUUCCUUGGCUUGCUUGUCGUAUAGUGUACGCCUACAUCGCUCUGUUAACCCUGGACUGGAUCCUUGUAUCUGCCAGUCUCGACUUGUGGCUUACUUCCGCUUAUCCUGAAUCCCGACCUGUACGCCUCAGCCUGCUUCUGCUUAUCCUGAGUCCCGACCUGUACGUCUCAGGAGUACAACUUCUCCUCUCUGUUAUAUUGCGAGAAGGUUUUUUGCACUUCUUCGGACUCAGCCUGGUCCCGGCAGUUAUAGGAGCCCCUUUUGAGGCUGCUAUGUUCCGGGCCUACUCGAAGGGAUCAUCCCGACGGCCCAGUCAUCUUUUGCAGGCUGUGGGUGAUGAGGUUGAGAAGGGCCUGGCUGCCUCUUCGGCUACUUCUUCUCAUGAAACUGCGAAGGAACCCUCAGCAUCCUCCACCCCGCUGCUUCUGCCGGUGAGCCCUUCUGAGGCUAUCCCUACAGCUUUGGAGCCCAUCGAGGAAGAGAGGGCUCCCUCUCCGCCUCCAGACAAACGCCUGCGACUCUAG
Messenger RNA from Zingiber officinale, 1482 nucleotides. Its product is annotated as WD repeat-containing protein 75-like. Bases 40 to 1482 code for a protein of 480 amino acids. Gene Ontology annotation, molecular function: protein binding. Lineage: Eukaryota; Viridiplantae; Streptophyta; Magnoliopsida; Zingiberales; Zingiberaceae. The record is from RefSeq and is a predicted model, not a curated record. The transcript is spliced from 13 exons.